GUUUACGUCCCUCCCCACCACCAGUCGUGCUCACAACUACUAUUACAGCGACGGAGAGAGGCAGUCGUAUCCUCAGCGCAUGGAACCAGCACUCUGGUGUGUUCACUAUUCUUUUCGUGUGGUCGAAAAUUUCAAAUUUUCCACUGUGGUGCGCGUUUGCAGUUAGUGAGUGAUGCACGUGGACAUGAUUCACGGAUUAGCAUUUCGUUUGUGAUAACGGUGCCUGCACCCCUUGUGGUGUUUACAGUUCAAUUCGAGGGUGUUGACAUUUCACUACCUGCAAUACAACACAACUAUUCUUCGCGCCAAUCAAUUACAAAUUGUGGCCUUCCAGUAUAUUUUAUAACUUAUACUAGUUUUUGUUGUGUAUUUACAAAGUGUGUUAUAAAUAAGGGAUACAUUUGGGGGACUCUAAAUCCACCCCUUUUACUAUAGAGCUACAACACUCAACAGUAAGUAACCUGCUUCCAGUAACAUAACUUUUAUGAAUAUUAUGUUGAUAAGCCUAAUACUGAACUUAAACUUUCAUUAUAACUGAAGCUUAAAUUAUAAACAUUGUGAUACCAUCACAUUUGUGAUAGUAAUUGAGGUUAUGUUCAUAUACUGUGCCAAGCUUCCAGUUUGAUAUUGUAUAAGUUACCACUGUUUACCGCAAAAUUCAACCAUGUUGAAGUUGCUGGGAGGUCUGAAGGACUACUUGAAGUGGCAGGAGAUCUACACAGACAAUGCAGUGUUCCGUCUGCACAAUCUAUUUACAACUGUGCUUCUGCUGGCAUGCUCGCUGAUAAUAACAGCCACCCAGUAUGUCGGCAACCCGAUUCAGUGCAUCGUGAAAGGCCUGCCGGUGCCACCGAUCAAUACGUACUGCUGGAUUACGUCCACGUACACGAUGCCUGACGCGUUCCAGCGGCAAAUGGGGGUGGCUGUCGCGCAUCCCGGAAUCGCCAACGACUUCAACGACGAGAGUGCCAAGAAGUACUACAGCUACUACCAGUGGGUCUGCUUCGCCCUGUUCUUCCAGGCCAUCCUCUGCUACACGCCCAAGUGGCUGUGGGACGCCUGGGAGGGAGGCCUGAUGCGGACUGUCGUCAUGGGUCUCAACCACGGACUCUGUCGUGACGAGGACCGCUGCAAGAAGAAGAAAGCUUUGAUCGAGUACCUGCUCAGGCAUAUCAAGCGGCAUAACAUGUACGCUAUGCGCUAUUGGAUAUGCGAGGCGCUGUGUCUGGUGAACAUUCUCGGCCAGCUGUACUUCAUGGACCGCUUCUUCGACGGCGAAUUCCUGCGCUACGGGCUGCGGGUGAUGUCCUUCUCCGACCAGGCGCAGGAGGAGAGGAUCGACCCCAUGGUGUUCGUCUUCCCCAGGGUGACCAAGUGCACGUUCCACAAGUACGGUCCCUCCGGCUCCAUCCAGAAGCACGACUCACUCUGCAUCCUGCCGCUGAACAUCGUCAACGAGAAGACCUACAUCUUCAUCUGGUUCUGGUUCAUCAUCCUGGCCAGCCUGCUCACCAUGCUCAUCAUAUACCGGCUGGUGAUCAUCUGCUGUCCGGCCAUCCGACCGGGUCUGCUGCGAUUCAGGAACCGGAUGGUCGCCCGCGAGGUCGCAGAGGCAGUCGUCCGCAAGACGGACAUCGGUGACUGGUGGGUGCUCUACAUGCUCGGCCAAAACAUGGAUCCUCUCAUCUACCGCGAGGUGCUCGCCGAACUCGCCAAAAAGAUCGAGAUUGUUCCCAGCCAUAGUCAAUGAUAUAGGGUUGACAAGAAACAGCUACCUAGUGUUUCCAUACAGAUUGAUACCUAGUACUGGUUCUUUGAUAACAAGCAGCUACCUAGAGUUCCAAUAAAAUUUGUAUCAACCUAGUAUUGACUUGGGUCAGGACCUCCUACAUACAUAUAAGCUGCGUUUACACCAAAGUUAUUAACAAAAUGUUAAUAACUUAAUCCUUAUAGAUUCUAUUACAUUUAACGGAACUUGACAAACACAUAUGUUCAUCAUGUGUAUGAUAAGUUAUGUUCAAUCUAAUAGAAUCUAUACGGUGAGGAUUAAGUAAUUAAAUCCCUAUUGAGUCUAUUACAUUGAACGGAACUUGACAAA
Molecule: messenger RNA, 2098 nt
Organism: Nilaparvata lugens (brown planthopper)
Lineage: Eukaryota; Metazoa; Arthropoda; Insecta; Hemiptera; Delphacidae
Gene: ogre
Product: innexin inx1
Exons: 2
Coding region: 665-1750 (361 amino acids)
Cellular component (GO): gap junction; plasma membrane
Molecular function (GO): gap junction channel activity
Source: RefSeq, a predicted model, not a curated record